Micropterus dolomieu (smallmouth bass) is the source of this 1596-nucleotide messenger RNA. It is a transcript of the gene cirsr, whose product is annotated as corepressor interacting with RBPJ, CIR1. Lineage: Eukaryota; Metazoa; Chordata; Actinopteri; Centrarchiformes; Centrarchidae. The record is from RefSeq and is a predicted model, not a curated record. Gene Ontology annotation, cellular component: nucleus. The coding region runs from base 104 to 1477 and encodes 457 amino acids. The transcript is spliced from 10 exons. Gene Ontology annotation, biological process: negative regulation of DNA-templated transcription. Gene Ontology annotation, molecular function: transcription corepressor activity.
UAUAGAAGCAUCUUCAUUCGCAUUUGUUUACUUGCGGAGGAAGCUACGCUAGCGAGUCCGUUAGCUAACACUACGCAAAGUUUGCCUUUACAGAUCAUCAGCCAUGGGGAAGUCGUUUGCAAAUUUCAUGUGCAAAAAGGAUUUUCACCCUGCGUCGAAGUCAAAUAUCAAAAAGGUAUGGAUAGCAGAACAGAAACUGACGUUCGAGAAGACCAAGCAAGAAGAACUUAUGCAGGCCUAUCUGAAAGAGCAGGACAUUUACAACAACAGGUUGUUGAUGGGGGAUGAUCGUGUUAAAAAUGGCCUCAAUUUUAUGUACGAGGCUCCACCUGGAGUAUCUAAUGAGGAAAAGAAAGAGGACGGGGAAGAAGAGUACAAGUUUGAGUGGCAGAAGGUGGCUCCUCGAGAGAAGUAUGCAAAGGAUGACAUGAAUAUUAGAGAUCAGCCGUUCGGAAUCCAGGUUCGCAAUGUGAGAUGCAUCAAAUGUCACAAAUGGGGACAUGUGAACACAGACAGAGAGUGUCCUCUCUACGGGCUGUCGGGGAUCAAUGCCAGCUCUGUGGCCACAGAGGAGGCAGCAGGUCCGUCGAUGCACCCCUCGGAGUUAAUGGCGGAGAUGCGAAACAGUGGGUUUGCCCUGAAAAAAUGUGUCCUUGGUAGGAAUGCUACUGUUUGUGAUCCAUCGCAGGAAUAUGUUGCCAGUGAUGAAGAGGAUGAUCCUGAGGUGGAAUUUCUGAAGUCAUUAUCAACCAAGCAAAAACAGAAGCUCCUCAGAAAACUUGAUCGCCUAGAAAAGCAGAAAGCCAAGAAAAAGAAGAGCAAGAAACAGAAGAAAAGCAAAAGAAAGCACAAGAAAAAGCACGAAAGUAGUGACAGCUCUACGGACUCCUCCGAUAGCAGCGGCAGUAGUGACAGUGGCUCAGAUUCAGACAGUGAUGGCAAGUUCAAGAGCCAAAAGAGAAAGAAGAACAAGAAAAAAGAUUCCUGUCGGGAUAACAGCUCUAAGAGCGAGCGGCGAGUCAAGAGUCAGAAAAAGGCCUCCUCUCAUAGGAGUAGGUCACCGAGCCCCCACACUAGACAGAAGCAGCCUGAAGAGGAGUCCGGAGAUUAUAGACAAACAAGGACAGAGAGGGGAAGGACCAAGAGUCGAAAUCGCAGCCCUGAGAACAAGAUCAAGCAGGAGGGAGGUCAAGAGAGAAAGAGACACAACAGCAGGGACAGGCAGAGACCUAGCAGCUCUAAGUCUGGCUUGGACAGAAGUAGGAGCCGCGAGAAAAGCAGGGAGGACAGAGGUAAAGAUGGGCGUCACAGUGGAGCUGGUGAGAGGAACAGAAGUAGCACAGAUGGAAGGAAGGGCAGAACAGCAGAUGGGAGGAGCAGAAGCAGGGAAAGGAGGAACGAAAGGGAGGGCAGAGGAAGAAGUAGGAGUAAAGAGAGAAGAGAGAGAAGCCAAGACAGAGCCAAAAGAAAGCACUGAUUGUUUCCCUCUUACAAUAUUAAACAAAAAAUGAAAAUGUUUAUUAUUAUAUUAUUUUUUUGAUGACUGUUAGGUGCUAUUGGUAAUCAGUGUCCCUCUAUUAAAAAUCGCAGAUAUUG